Messenger RNA from Striga asiatica, 627 nucleotides. The record is from the annotation of a GenBank genome assembly. Lineage: Eukaryota; Viridiplantae; Streptophyta; Magnoliopsida; Lamiales; Orobanchaceae.
AUGUAUGAGUGGUUGAAAUGGGGUCCUCGCACUUGCUGUUGUCGGAUCUUAGAGACGUCACUGCGUGCGUCACUUCUUUCUUCCUUCAGAGGAGGAAAAUCUUCGGGGCAUAGAGAGCACUUGUGUGCUUCGUAUCUUCGCAUUCUCUCGCACACGAAGUGUUUAAGAUCUUCGGGCAUGAUCUCGAAGCUUCCUUUGAUAUUGAUCAGCAUCCCUUCUGUGGCCUUCUUAGUGGUGUUUGAGAUAACCAUUAUUCCUUAUCCUUCUGCAAGGACUUUAAAACCAGUGUUCGUGGAGGAGAGUUCGUCUCCUUUGUUUGUUGCUGGGCUUGGACCUUCAGUCCCCACUGGCCUGAGCUCGCCGUCCCGCCACCGUUCUGCCCUCUGCUUGCUGCCACCUAAAAUGCCGUCUCUCCAAACAGCAUUGCCUCCCGAGCUUGCGAACAAUGCCAUCAGGGCUAGANGGCUAUAUCGUGAAUGCCUGCGUCGAGCUAAAUAUAUUGGUUCAAAGGUAACUAAUGUAUCAGUUCAAAAGCUGAAGGAUGAUGCUGCAAGAGGACUGAUUAAUCACAUGUUGUACGAGUCUGAGAACUUGACCGGCCGAAAAUCCAGCAGCAAAAGCACUUGA